Messenger RNA from Sturnus vulgaris (Common starling), 3240 nucleotides. The record is from RefSeq and is a predicted model, not a curated record. Lineage: Eukaryota; Metazoa; Chordata; Aves; Passeriformes; Sturnidae.
UCUGCCAGCAGGAAAGGGGUGCUGUGCCAUGUUCUGAAACACCCAGGCUUUUCCUUCCCCUUCGCUGUCUGUCAGCUUUGCAAAAAACCGUGGUUUUGCGGGGAGUCUAUACCGAAAUGUCGUGAUAAACUUUGUGUAGAGGCAAGUCGCUUAGAAAUGCUGAAGUACAGGUUAUUGUUGGGAUACUGCCUGGAUCUGUGGUCUACUUGGCUUUUUUCGUUUAUAAAUGCAUGACAUUUUUGUUGUAAAAGCCAUGCGUUCUUUUCUUUUCUCACAGGUCUAGUUGUUUGACAGUAUGAUUUAUUUGGUUAUUCUUUUUUCUUUGCUCUGAAAUACAUAGGAUUAUAAUCCAGAUACCUUUCUUACUGCUUCCCAGAGGAAUACUAUACCUAGUCCCUUAGGAACAUUGAGAAGAUGCACAUCAAAUCCAUUGUUCUUGAAGGUUUUAAAUCCUAUGCUCAGAGGACAGAAAUUAAUGACUUUGACCCGUUGUUCAAUGCGAUUACUGGCUUGAAUGGUAGUGGCAAAUCGAAUAUCUUGGACUCCAUCUGUUUCGUGCUUGGAAUCAGCAAUCUCUCACAGGUGCGAGCUUCCAACUUGCACGAUCUAGUUUAUAAGAGUGGGCAAGCUGGAAUUACAAAGGCAACCGUGUCUAUUAACUUUGAUAAUUCAGACAAGAGUCGAAGUCCGCUGGGAUUUGAAGCUAAUGAUGAGAUUACUGUGACUAGGCAGGUUGUUGUGGGAGGUAGAAGUAAGUAUCUUAUCAAUGGUGUGAAUGCUGCCAACAGUCGCGUGCAGGAUCUCUUCUGUUCUGUUGGACUCAACGUCAAUAACCCUCACUUCCUCAUUAUGCAGGGACAAAUUACCAAAGUUCUAAAUAUGAAGCCACCAGAGAUUUUAGCCAUGAUUGAAGAAGCAGCUGGUACUAGGAUGUAUGAGUGCAAGAAAAUAGCUGUCCAGAAAACCAUAGAGAAGAAGGAGUCCAAACUGAAAAGCAUUCAAACGGUCUUAAAUGAGGAGAUCAGUCCCACUUUACAGAAACUGAAAGAGGAACGAGCAACCUAUCUAGAAUACCAAAAAUUAGUGCGAGAGAUAGAACAUUUAAACCGCCUUUGUGUAGCUUAUCAGUUUUUUCUGGCUGAAGAAACAAAGGUGUCCUCCACUGAUAUGUUAAACGAAAUGCAGUCUAAUGUAGAGAAAUUUCAGGAAUCAAGGGCUGAAAUUCAACAGAAGGUAAAACAGCUUAAUGAAGACAUCGCAGAGAUGGAAAAGCAAAAGGAUAAGGAAGUUGGUGGUAGACUCCGUGAACUGGAAGCUGCACUUUCAGAAGAUCAAAGAGUUAAUACAAAAGCACAAAGUGCUCUUGAUCUCAAGAAGCAAAACUUAAAAUCUGAAGAGGUUAAGUACAAUGAAUUGAUAACACGUAUGCAGAAGGAUUCGAAAGCAUUAGUGUCAAAGGAGAAAGAAGUAAAGAAUCUAGAGGAAGAACUAAAUGUUUUACUGGAAGAAAGUGAAAAAGAUGCACAUGCUUUAGCUGCAGCACAACAGCAUUUUAAUGCUGUGUCUGCUGGUCUCUCCAGCAAUAAGGAUGGUGAAGAAGCUACUCUUUCAGGACAGAUGAUGAUCUGCAAAAAUGAAAUUAGCAAAGCAGUAACAGAGGCUAAACAGGCUCAAAUGAAAUUGAAUUAUGCACAAAAAGAAUUAAAGACAAAAGAAGCUGAAGUUAAAAAAAUGGAUGAAGGCUACAAGAAAGACCGAAAAGCACUUGAAGCUGUCGAACAAAUUAAAACAACCCUAGAGAAACAAAUAAAGGAGCUGAACUAUUCAGAAGAGAAAGGAGAAGCCCUCCUAGCAAAAAAGAAGGCAUUGGUGUCUGAUAUCAGCCGGCUGAGAGAACUGAGUGAAAAUUUAAUGGCAAAAUUUCCUCAUCUGCAGUUUACAUACAAACAUCCAGAAAAAAAUUGGAAUCUAAACCAGGUGAAAGGCCCUGUUGUGUCUCUUUUCACUGUGAAAGAUCUAUCCAAUGCCAAAGCCCUGGAAGCAGUGGCCGGAGGAAAACUCUAUAACAUUAUUGUGGACACAGAAGUUACUGGCAAAAAGCUUUUAGAAAAGGGUGAACUAAAACAUCGAUACACCAUCAUUCCAUUAAACAAAAUUUCAGCUAGGUGUGUUCAAGAAGACACAGUCAAGUUGGCCCAAAGCUUGGCUGACCAUGGUAACUUGCAUUUAGCCAUUUCUCUAAUUGUAUAUGAAUCUGAACUGCAGAAAGCAAUGGAAUAUGUCUUUGGAACAACAUUGGUCUGUAAUAACAUGGAUAAUGCUAAGAAAGUGACUUUCGACAAAAGAAUAAUGACAAGAAGUGUUACUCUUGAUGGAGAUGUGUUUGAUCCCCAAGGAACUCUUCAUGGAGGUGCAUCCUCACAGGCUCCACCAAUAUUGUCUAAGCUUCAAGAAGUGAAAGCUGUUGAAAUAGAACUCAAGAAAAAGGAAUCUGAACUUGCAGCUGUAGAGAAUGAGUUGGCUAGCUUGAAGACAAUUGCUGGAAAGUACCAGCAGCUGAAGCAGCAAUGGGAGAUGAAAUCUGAGGAAGCAGAGCUGUUGCAGAAGAAGCUUCAGCAAAGUGCUUAUCACAAGCAAGAGGAAGAGCUGCUUGCCCUGAGGCAAACCAUUGCGCAUUGUGAAGAGACAUUAACCAGUUCUGAAGAGAGCAAAAAGAAAGCAGAAGAACAAUACAAGGAAUUAGAGAAUAAAAUUAAAAAUGCAGAAGCAGAGUCUCUAAAAGAACGAAAAAAUGCAGAGCAGAAACUAGACAAUGCCAAGAAAAAGGCAGACGCUUCAAGCAAAAAAAUAAAAGACAUGCAGCAGGAAGUCAAAGCUUUAGUUCUGGAACUUGAAGAGCUGAAACAAGAGCAGGCCUCAUAUAAACAACAGAUAGCAGCUGCAGAGGAAGCAAUCAAAUCCUACCGGGAUCAAAUUGAUGCUAUGGUGGCUGAAGUGGCUAAGACACAGGAAUCUGUAGAGAGAGCACAGAAGGAGCUUGCCAAGCAAAAGGAAGUAAUUGCAUUACAUGAUAAUGCAAUCAAAGGAAAAUCUGCGGAGAUGGUAAAAUACAGGGAACAAAAUAAUGAAUUACAGCUUAAGGUUAAAGAAUUAGAACACAGCAUCACCAAAUGUCAACAAGAGGCUGCUGAUGCUGCUGCUAAGGUAUUUAAAAAUUGUGCUUUUCUUCACAUCUUGUGA